AUGUCUUCUUCGAGCUCCUCAUCCGACGGUGUUCUUGACGAUAUGGUUAUUGCAAUUACGCAGGAGGCAAUAAAUUAUUUGCGAGAAGAAGCCGAAUCCUCUACAUCGCGUAUCAGACAACCGCCUCUUGAACGGGAUUGGUUAGGUGCUCAUGAACUUCUAGUGCAUGAUUAUUUUUGUGAAAAUCCGUUGUACGAUGAUGGUCAGUUUAAGCGUAGGUUUCGUAUGAGCCGACGACUAUUCGUUAAAAUUUCUAAUGUUCUUGCGGGCGAAUUCCCUUUUUUCACGCAAAGAGUAAGUGUAAGUCGCAAAGUUGGUUUCUCUGGACUACAAAAGUGUACAGCAGUAAUUAGGCAACUAGCGUACGACACAGCAAGUGAUGCGUGGGAUGAAUAUUUAAGGAUGUCGUCAAGAAUGUGUCGUGAGUCUCUUGAAAAUUUUUGUGAAGGUGUUAUCUCUCUGUACGGGAUACGAUAUUUGAGGAUGCCAACAGCAGCUGACGUUCCACUUCUAUACGAGGCCCAUCAACGUAUACACGGGUUUUCUGGAAUGCUGGGUAGUCUUGAUUGCACGCACUGGGAAUGA
Molecule: messenger RNA, 585 nt
Organism: Helianthus annuus (common sunflower)
Lineage: Eukaryota; Viridiplantae; Streptophyta; Magnoliopsida; Asterales; Asteraceae
Exons: 2
Coding region: 1-585 (194 amino acids)
Source: RefSeq, a predicted model, not a curated record